Messenger RNA from Aphanomyces invadans, 2381 nucleotides. RefSeq lists its product as hypothetical. Lineage: Eukaryota; Oomycota; Saprolegniomycetes; Saprolegniales; Verrucalvaceae. The record is from RefSeq and is a predicted model, not a curated record. Gene Ontology annotation, cellular component: cytoplasm. Gene Ontology annotation, molecular function: protein kinase binding. The transcript has 12 exons. The coding region runs from base 619 to 2316 and encodes 565 amino acids.
AUGGAUGCAACCACACUCGACCGAAGAAGGUCGCCAUGAACACUAGAGGCGUGGCAGCAGCGACCGACCCUGCAACAGAGUACGAUGACACAACUGAAGACGGUCUCCACGACGGGGUUCCCUUGUUCGCGCCAGAUGGUGGUCGCAUUUCGACGGUAUAUCAGUCUCCCGCCAAUGUGUCACCGACAAAAGCAAUCUACAUUGACCGGUUCUACGGCGACGGGUCAUUCUUGAAAUUGCUACAGGAAACGCUACAAAAGAACGCUGGCAUGCUCAAGGACGGUUUAGUCAAGUUGGCGCUAACUCCUGUCGCAAUAGCGUACCUGAACGAUCGUUUACACACGACGUUGUGCCCCAAACGAGCGACGCGGGCGAAUUGACGGAUGGACAAUCCGAGGAACAACAAACUCGCAAUCGUUUCGCCGCGUACUGUCCCCACGGAAGAGCGACGCCUUCAACGACCCCGACGUCGCCCCCGUGGGGCACUUGGACGUCUUGAAGCUAUCGACUCUACUGACGGAGAUAACAUGCAUCAAAGUGACUGGAACCCCCGAUCAAACGGUCGUUCAUUUCAACAUCUUUCCCCGCUUGAAGCGUAUUGAGUUGCUUCGGACGUCUAUGGUGGUGUUGGAUCAACUGGCUUGCUUUACGAUGCAGCUGGAGGUUUUACACGUCACGGAAUGCGUCAUGCAAUCGCCACUGGACGUGUUGCGCCACGGGGGGUCAUGGUCGCGCUUGACGAUGUUGAAGAUUGUUCACUCGGACCUGCGAGAAUGGUUCCCUGACGAAAUGCUUCGGGUGUCUGCGAUACAACAGCUCGACCUCUCCAACAACCGGCUGGCCCAACUACACACACUUCCAGCCCGGUCCAAUUUGCAGCGAGCUAUCCUCAGCCACAACCGCCUCAAGCUAUUAUCGCUCCCAGAGCCGUAUCCAAAGCUGACGUGGCUGGCGCUGGAUCACAACGCUUUCGAGUCCCUGCGAUCAUUACCGUGGUCAAAUCUCGUCAUGCUCGAACACCUGGAUGUAUCGUUCAACUGCUUGAACGACUUGGCCGACGUCAGUGUAUUGAAUCAACUUGAGCACUUGCGCACACUAAAGUUGAUGGGGAAUCCUAUGGCGGCUGUUCCAGACUACCGCCGCCAAGUAUUGUUUUACUUGGGAGAUGUCGUUGAGCUCGAUCAAGUUGCCUGGACGUGGACAGAACUCGACAGCAUGCGGUUUUCACGCCACAACAAAGGCACGACUGGCCCACUGACAUAUCCGCUGCUUCCAUCGAAACCAAUGCAAAUGCAAGCUCGCAUGGUCCAAAUUCAAGAGCCGCCGGCGCCCUACCUCUCGAUGAUUCGAAAACCCAGAGCUCACAGCGCAGCAUUCAGCGAAGGCAGCAUGGUCUCGAGCGUAGGUCGGACAAGUGUCGCCUCAGAAUGUGAGGUGCCGAUGUCACCAGCGUCGUCCAGGCAGCGGGCGUUGUCGUACCACGUCGAUGAAUUCCUUCGUGAUUUGGCCGAUGAAAUGGACCCAGACGUCGACGACAUGCCCGUCGAGUUCGAACACGUGAUGCCCCCGACAACACCCGGCAUGAUCGUCACGAUCUUUUUGUCGAUGGAGCAAGCAGACUCGCUUGACUUACCUCUGAGCCGCGAAGGGCUCACGGGGCUCGUCCACGUCACGCCGACCAAGUUAAUGGAAUACUUACCCGGCGGCGGCGUCAUUCAGCGGCAUCGGGCGCAUCUGUUGUGCAUGGCCGUCUUCACCACGAACGAUGCGCACCACAUGACGAUUCAACUGGGCUUUCGCCAUCGCCCCACCGUCGCGUACAAGGUGUCGGACACAGCGACGGCGGUGAAAUUGGUCCGAGCUAUGCAUGAAACCCUGGCGGACAAAUCCAACUUGGUGGCGUUCAAGUGCAAAGCGUGUGGGGCGCUGGUAAUAUCGAGGGAGAGGCUGUCGAAAAGUAAGAUGGACGUGCUGGUGGUCUUGGCCGUGCAACAGUGCUGGAUCUGCAAGAGUUCGAACGGCCGGGAAUACGCGGCCGAGACCAUCCCCCAGUGCUAUCUCGACCUGGGGCUUGAUGUGGUGGAUACUGCGCUGCCAACGACGCCAUUUCUUGGCCCACAUGCCAACAGAGAGUUCUACAUUGACGCAGAGUACGACGACGGCGGAUUUGUCGGAGGUCGCGACGAGAUCAUUUGGGUCGUCACCGACACGUUUAUGAAGGAAGUUAAGGUGGCAGCAAACGACGUAGCGCCAGAAGACGACAACGGUUCGACCGACGUGAUGGCGGCGACGUACCGACGGUGGUGCGGAACAUAGAACGUGCAGUGGCAUCCAUGAAACACGCUCAACCAGACACCCCUAAUCGAUCGAAAUUCCUGGAU